This is a messenger RNA of Geodia barretti, 753 nucleotides long. The record is from the annotation of a GenBank genome assembly. Lineage: Eukaryota; Metazoa; Porifera; Demospongiae; Tetractinellida; Geodiidae.
AUGCUGAAAAUCGAACCCCAGAACCUUCGCACCCCCGGCCCCACUCCCAUUCCCGACGACAUCGUCGAGGCCAUGGGCACUCCGAUGAUCAACCAUCGGGGUCCCGAGUUCGACGAACUGAUCAAGAAGUGCACCGCCCAGUUGAAACAGGUCUUCAUGACUGACAACGACCUGUUUAUCCUGACGGCCUCCGGCACUGGAGCGUUGGAAGCCGCUCUGGUAAAUACCCUUUCCCCCGGCGACAAGGUCGUGGCGGCCACGGCAGGGUCCUUCGGCGACCGCUUCAUCGAUAUGGCGGAAGCCUUCGGCGCCGACCUCACCCGCCUUGAUUUCGAAUGGGGAGAGCCAAUCGAUCCCGACGCCAUCCGCCAAUCCCUCCGGGAUGACCCGGAGAUCAAGGCGGUGAUGGUCACACACAACGAGACUUCCACCGGCGUGACCCAUCCGCUGGAGGAGAUCGCCCGCAUCGCCAAGCAGGAAUUCAACAAGCUUCUCUUGGUCGACGCGGUCAGCAGCCUCGGCUGCCUCCCCCUCCCCGUCGAUGCCUGGGACUGCGACCUUGUGGGCACCGCCUCGCAGAAGGGCUUCAUGAUUCCCCCCGGACUGGCCUUCAUCAGCGUCAGCGACCGCGCUUGGGAGGCCCAGAAGACAGCCUCCAUGCCCCGGUUCUACUUCGACCUGGAGGAGGCGAAAAGGACGCUGGAGCGGGGCCAGACCCCCUUCACGCCCAACGUGCCGCCAUGUACGGGCUGA